Molecule: messenger RNA, 3654 nt
Organism: Heterocephalus glaber (naked mole-rat)
Lineage: Eukaryota; Metazoa; Chordata; Mammalia; Rodentia; Bathyergidae
Gene: Large1
Product: LARGE xylosyl- and glucuronyltransferase 1
Biological process (GO): protein O-linked glycosylation via mannose
Cellular component (GO): Golgi apparatus
Molecular function (GO): glucuronosyltransferase activity; xylosyltransferase activity
Source: RefSeq, a predicted model, not a curated record
GGCCGGACCCUCGCGGUAGCCCGGCUGCGCCGAGUCGCGGUGCCGCCGCUCGGACGCGGACGCGGGCUGCACCUGCCGGACCCGCUGGACCCUCGCCCACGCCCGGUUCUCCGCGGCCUCUCGCCGCCCGGGGCUGCCGCGGCCAAGAAAGUAUUAUGAGGGAGGCCGAGGACUGCAGGCCCCGGACAGAGACGUGGCCCUGGGACUAGAGACCACUUCUGGGAGGAUGCUGGGCGUCUGCAGGGGGAGGCGGAAGUUCCUGGCAGCCUCGCUCACCCUGCUGUGCAUCCCGGCCCUCACCUGGAUUUACCUGUUCGCUGGGAGCCUGGAAGGGCCGCCUGUCCUUCUUCUUUGUCGGAAUCACCUUGAUGCUUGGUACAGGAAGUCCCCAACUCCUGUGGGGACAAAGUCGGCCCAGGCUGAGUGUGGCCGGACAUGUGCACGCUUGCACAGAGAUGGGAAGCCCGUGUCGCUGUCGCCGCUGGAGUCCCAGGCCCACAGCCCCCGGUCCCCGGCUUCCAGCCCCCGGGAGCGAGAGGGCCUGGAGGCGCGGGUGCGGGAGGUGGAGGAGGAGAACCGCGCCCUGCGCCGCCAGCUCAGCCUGGCCCGGGGCCGCCCGCCCGCCCCGCGCCUAGGCAACCACUCGGGCACCUACUCGGUGGAGGAGGGCACCGGCGACAGCGAGAGCCUGCGCGCGGGCAUCGUGGCGGGCAACAGCUCCGAGUGCGGGCAGCAGCCGGCCGUGGAGAAGUGCGAGACCAUCCACGUCGCCAUCGUCUGCGCCGGAUACAACGCUAGCCGGGACGUAGUCACCUUGGUCAAGUCGGUCCUCUUCCACAGACGGAACCCCCUGCACUUCCACCUCAUUGCUGACUCCAUCGCGGAGCAGAUCCUGGCAAUGCUCUUCCACACCUGGAUGGUGCCCGCUGUGCGCGUGGACUUCUACAAUGCAGAAGAGCUCAAGUCUGAAGUUUCCUGGAUCCCCAACAAGCACUACUCUGGGAUCUACGGCCUCAUGAAGCUCGUCCUCACCAAGACUCUCCCUGCCAACCUGGAGAGGGUCAUCGUCCUGGACACUGACAUCACCUUCGCCACGGACAUCGCGGAGCUGUGGGCAGUGUUCCACAGGUUCAGAGGGCAGCAGGCCCUGGGCUUGGUGGAGAACCAGAGUGACUGGUACCUCGGGAACCUGUGGAAGAACCACCGCCCGUGGCCGGCCCUGGGCCGGGGCUACAACACAGGGGUGAUCCUGCUGCUGCUGGACAAGCUUCGCAAGAUGAAGUGGGAGCAGAUGUGGAGACUGACGGCCGAGCGGGAGCUCAUGGGCAUGCUGUCCACGUCCCUGGCCGACCAGGACAUUUUCAAUGCCGUCAUCAAGCAGAACCCCUUCCUGGUGUACCAGCUCCCCUGCUUCUGGAACGUGCAGCUCUCCGACCACACCCGCUCCGAGCAGUGCUACCGAGACGUGUCGGACCUGAAGGUCAUCCACUGGAACUCGCCCAAGAAGCUGCGGGUGAAGAACAAGCACGUGGAGUUCUUCCGCAACCUCUACCUGACCUUCCUGGAGUACGACGGCAACCUGCUGCGCCGGGAGCUCUUCGGGUGCCCCAGCGAGGCUGGCGUGGCCGACGCCAGCAACAAGGACCUCCAGAAGCAGCUGUCGGAGCUGGACGAGGACGACCUGUGCUACGAGUUCCGGCGCGAGCGCUUCACCGUGCACCGCACGCACCUGUACUUCCUGCACUACGAGCACGAGCCAGCCACGGAUGGCACCGACGUCACCCUGGUGGCCCAGCUGUCCAUGGACAGGCUCCAGAUGCUCGAGGCCAUCUGCAAGCACUGGGAGGGGCCCAUCAGCCUAGCCCUGUACCUGUCGGAUGCCGAGGCCCAGCAGUUCCUGCGCUAUGCGCAGGGCUCCGAGGUGCUCAUGGGCCGCCACAAUGUGGGCUACCACAUCGUGUACAAGGAGGGCCAGUUCUACCCCGUGAACCUGCUGCGCAACGUGGCCAUGAAGCACAUCAGCACCCCCUAUAUGUUCCUGUCCGACAUCGACUUCCUGCCCAUGUAUGGGCUCUAUGAGUACCUCAGGAAGUCUGUCAUCCAGCUAGACCUCGCCAACACCAAGAAGGCAAUGAUCGUCCCUGCGUUCGAGACGCUGCGCUAUCGGCUUUCUUUCCCCAAGUCGAAGGCAGAGCUGCUGUCCAUGCUGGACAUGGGGACCCUUUUCACAUUCAGGUACCACGUCUGGACGAAAGGCCACGCACCCACCAACUUUGCCAAGUGGCGGACUGCCACCACGCCUUACCGGGUGCAGUGGGAGGCCGAUUUCGAGCCGUAUGUGGUCUUGAGACGGGACUGCCCCGAGUACGACCGGAGGUUUGUUGGCUUCGGCUGGAACAAGGUGGCUCACAUCAUGGAACUGGACGCACAGGAGUACGAGUUCACCGUGCUGCCUAACGCCUACAUGAUCCACAUGCCCCACGCCCCCAGCUUCGACAUCACCAAGUUCCGCUCCAAUAAGCAAUACCGAGUGUGUCUCAAGACACUGAAGGAGGAGUUCCAGCAGGACAUGUCCCGCCGCUACGGCUUCGCCGCCCUGAAAUAUCUCACGGCUGAGAACAACAGCUAGCGCCGGGAGCCACCGCCAGGGACAGACACACUGCAGGGCCCAGCCACCCUGCCCACCGCCAGGCCCCGCCUUCCAGGUCCAAAUGGAGCAGUGCUUCUCCGGUUUGUUUUUCUUUGUCUGUUUGGCCCAGCCAAGCUGUCACCGCCGAGAUUGGACCAGGGUCCAGCCAGCCGCUCUCUGCAGCUCAGAGUGCAGGGAGAGAGCCCAGCAGCGUGACGCACUUUGAGGAGGGGACGUGGAAGGGAGAGCAAGGAGGGUUCCCAUGGCACCGCGGAGCCACAGAGCCCGGCAGCGGGUGGGAGACGUGGGUCCACCCGGCUGAGGAGGGGACGGCGGGGUGCUGCGCUCGGGCGCCCCAGGAAGUCAGAGCCAGGUGUGGCUUCAGCAAGGGCGCGCUCCUCUGUGCUGUCCCAGCCUCCGGAGAAGCCCAUGGGGACGUGGCAGCCGUCCGCAGGGACCCGGAGCAGGGUGGGUCGGUUCUUUAUCCUCAGAGCCGCUCUCGUUCUGUUUUGAAUUGUUUUAGUUUGGGGGAUUUUGUUUCAUUUUCAGUCUGGGAACCCAGAAUGGAAAAUCUGGUCCUUCAAGGCUGUAGAGGAAACUCUGCUGCCCCCUCCGGCGCCCUCUGUCCGCCGUGGCACAGGAAGACGCCUCCAGCGGAUGGUCAGACACAGCAGCUUCCUCCAGGGCCCUGGACAGCGACCCACCUUCCGGAGAAGGCCUGGGAGGAGCGCAGCACGGCACGCGGACGGCACUGCCCGGGGAGGCCGGUCCGCAGGCUCGCAAGGCUGCGUGGGGCCGCAGGAAACUGGUGGGAGCCUCUGCCUCCCGGGCCUCGCCAUGGCCACCCAGACUGAGGAGACACUGGGCUUCCUACCCAUCCCUUUACUCUUCACUGUUAAUGUUGUGUUUACACUGAUGCGAGCAGAGUCAGUGCCCUCCUCCGCGGGGCUGUCUGUUAUCGAGUUGCCAUGUGACCAGCGAAAGCUGCAUUCAAUAAACAAGUUCAGACUGUUUCCUCCCGUCCA